AUGUUUAGUGCUGCCAAAGAAAUAAUAAGAGAAGAGUUCUCUUUUUUAUCUAAGGUUCCUGCUAUUAAAAGAAGAAAAGAAAUUGCCCUGCAACAAAUAAUUGAAGGACUGAAGAUAAAUCAUGCAAUUGAGAUGAAUAAGAAACUACUCUUGAAGAAACUGAACAAUUAUCCAGUAUUAAAUAAAGCCACAUCUGAAAAUGAAACUUCUAUUUCUGGUUACUUAUAUAAUGAAAUUACAGGUGCUCAUGGACCACCAGAUAUUAUUUAUGGAAAUGAGCCAUAUUUGUUGAUUAGAAAUACAGCCAAAGAAGUUUUGGAUGAAUUGUAUAGUGAAACCACAUUUUCAAAUGAAUCUUUGGAAUCCAAAGAAAAUAAGAUGGUUCUCAGUGGUUAUGGUAGUAGUGCAUCAAUAGGAAAAAUGCAUGGAUUUGGUAAUACUUUUCAAACAUCUGAAAAUGUAAGAGAAAAAAUGGCAAAGGGAAUUUCUUCUGUAAUGGAUAAACUUCUUGUAGAAGACAAAAAUCCAAAACUUCAAAAUGAAUUUUUGACUGAAAGGUUUUUACAAUAUCAGCCAGUAACAAUAGAACAUCAGGGAUAUGAAAAUUCUGUUGAAAGUGUUAGUUCAGAACUUAAAAAAGAACAACAAAAUACAUUAACAAAGCCAAAGAUUCAGAGAAAACAUAUGCCAGGAAAGGCUGGAGGCGGUUGGGAUGAUGAUGAUUAUAAAGAGAAUCAAGAUAGUAAGGACAUAAUUGCAGAAAGCAACACAUCUAAAGAUUCAUUAGAUAGAACUGAACCAUUGUCUCAAGCAGACUGUACUGAAGAACAGAAAGUUGUGGAUCAAUUUACACAUUCAUCUGCAUGCUUUCCUCCAACAUUUUCUGAAAUUGUUGAAGCUAGAAAACAGUUGGUUUUGUUCAUUUAUCUCAUAUUUUCUAAAUAA
Molecule: messenger RNA, 945 nt
Organism: Centruroides sculpturatus (bark scorpion)
Lineage: Eukaryota; Metazoa; Arthropoda; Arachnida; Scorpiones; Buthidae
Exons: 9
Coding region: 1-945 (314 amino acids)
Cellular component (GO): trans-Golgi network membrane
Source: RefSeq, a predicted model, not a curated record